GGCAGUAAAGCGCAUUUCAGCGUUUAGCUUCUUAAAAGAAGAAGGAGGCGUUCGUGUUUUCUUAGCAGUGAUGGCGUCGUACUGGGGAAUAUUUGUAUUCAUUAUCUGUUCACUUUUGGUCUGUGCUUCGACAGAGACGCGACAGUUUGGCACGGAAAACGUGAUUAACGUGACUGCAGUUAGUGAAAAUGAAGAGUCGACCUACAACGUGCAGAUAAGCUUGAAUGUCACCCUGGCGGACAAUAAAACUACCGUCAACGGGGUUCCGCUCAAGCCGUCAGAGGUGAUGAGGAUGCCAUGCCAGGGUUUGCUGUUAGAUGACAGUAACGUGAGCCUGAGUGACGGCGCCGGGACGUUGAUCAGCAGCGUGUUGAGGCUGAUGCUGGAUCACGCCUAUCUGCAGAGCGAAGCAGGAGACGAGGUUCUGCUGCUGACUCUGGGUCAGGAGAUGAUCCAACUGGGUGAAGAGAAGGUUUGGCAGCCCGACGUGUGGGAAGUGAAAUUGCUGCUGAACCAGACCUCUGAGGAGGUCACCCAGGAGCAAAACAUCUACCCGGCGAGAUCCAGCAAGAUCGUCGCCAUGCCACGAGAAAACGACGUCAUCAUGACUGAAGAGUUCAUCGCUAAAACAGUCGAGGACCAGGUCCUACACACAACCAGUCACUACCCACUGAGGCAGGCUGAAACCACGCAGGAAGAGACGGCCGCUCCGGGAAAGCUUCCUGAGACGCCACUGCGCAUGGAACCCAGUGUGCUGUACGAGGACGCUCCGGAGGAGAACGUCAAUCCUGACGACCUGCUGCCGGACGUUCCUCUCCGACAGUCGCCCUCGUCUUAUAACGUGGUGUGUCGAUGGGUGGAGGAGCUCAGGGACAGGCUGAAGCGCUUCUGCUCCGAGUCUCUGCCGCUCUUCUUCCUCAUCAUGUGGGUGGUGGUCGUCGGCGUCGUCGGCUCCGCGGUCAUCAUCAAGAUCCUCGACAUCUUGUUUCCCACGUGCGAACACAAGGGUUUCUUUCAUCUGAACCCGGAGACCCUGAUGCCGGAGGAGGAGAAGCAGAGCCUGAUUGAGAACGUAGAGCUGGUGGUGGAGGAGCAAGAGCAGAGCCAUGUGAAGGGAGAGCAGUACUGAUAACCCCCCCCCACCAAUGUCCGGUCCUGUCCCUUCCCCCCAAUGUUACAUGCUUUAGGCAUUUCUGUGAGUGUUUUCCUUUCCAAAUGUAGCACUUUACGAGCCUCAGAUUUAUUUAUCCGUUACUUUAUUCGAGAGCGAGCGAUGUUUCUGUUUCACUGAGGCAUUAUCCCAGUUUAAUAUCUACUAUUUCCUUUGUAUUUUUUCAAGUCGCUGUUGCAUAGUGUCUAUGGAAAAAUAUCCUGUAUGAUGAUGAUGAUGUAUUUAUGCACUUAAGUCACACAGACGUGAUUAAAGUAGGGCACGGUGUAGUUUCGGGACCAAGCUACAUUAAUAUGGUCUGCGUUAAAAUGGAGAACGGUCGAGAACAUUUCCGGUAAUAACGAGAAGGAGGAACCGGAUAUUAUUUCACUUUUCUGUUGGGGAAAUUCUACGAUAGUGUCCUCAAUUAGCUGGUUUAAUAUUCGAGUUGUAAAACUGAACCACGUUGCGUGUGUCUGCUCUCAGACCACGAUACAAAAAAAAAAAACAACAAAACGUUGCGUUAUCAAGAGCAUGUGAAGUGAAGAUGCAUACAGUGCUUACGCUACAUUUAAUUAAUUAAAUAAGCGAUUGAUUUUACUUCUUCUGUAUUUCUGCCCUGACCGAUUCUCAUUCACGUGCGUAAAUAAACAUCGCUGCUGCUGUUCACCAUGCUGAGGCUUGAGAUUAGGAUGUAGAAAGCAUUAAUGUCUCUUUAUAUCACAGCGCUGUUUAAUUGUCAAAUCGGAUUGGUCCAACGGCGUCGAUUAAUUUCCUGUAACGUCAACGCUGACUAGUUCCGGCUGUAAUUCGAAUCACGGGUUUAUAUUAGCGCGGUAAUACGACAAGCUGCCUUUCAGAGAGGGAGAGAGGGAGGGAGAGAGAGAAGUAUGAUAAGUUCAAUGUGUAAAAUUGUUAGUGGUGCCUGAUUACUGUGGUAUAAGAAGAAUAAAACUCUUUAGGAUGUGCUGUUAGGGGGAAAUUAACUUCAUGACGCGGUGUUAAUAGCGCAGCUUUCGUUUCUAUUCAGGAUUCGAGGUACACAAUGCGUGUUUGACCAUCAUGUUGUGGAACUUACAGGAGCACGAGCGCAUGCUUCAGGACACAAGGCAUCACUGUAACUGUUUUUCAUAGAACGUUUAUUAUCUUAAACAACAUUACCAAAUUGUCAUCUAAAUACAUUUUGCAGUGUUUAUAUAUACACACAAGUAUAUAGACUGGGUCACUUGUUCACUAUAAAAAAAAAAAAGGCCACUGAUUGGUUGGAAAUAGUGUAAUUGAAAUUCAUCUUUGAAUGAAUUGAGGUGAAAUGUGAGUAAUUUAAAAAAUGAAAUAAAAUGAUGUUAUUGUGCAUUAUAAAAAAUAUUUGGUAUGUGAAGACAAUUACAAUAAAUCACAGACUGACUUACGUG
Messenger RNA from Ictalurus punctatus (channel catfish), 2562 nucleotides. Its product is annotated as glycoprotein integral membrane protein 1. The coding region runs from base 71 to 1129 and encodes 352 amino acids. The record is from RefSeq and is a predicted model, not a curated record. The transcript is spliced from 8 exons. Lineage: Eukaryota; Metazoa; Chordata; Actinopteri; Siluriformes; Ictaluridae.